UGAGGCGGGGGCUGCCCGGCAUUAUUCCCGGAGGCCGGCACCAGGCAGCAGCGGCGGCAUGACGGGCAAAGCGGGGGACGCGCUGGCCCACGCCAGCCUCCCCGCCAAGAGCAAGGCCCCCGAGGAAGGCGACCCCCCGCCGCCCUCCUCCACCCACGCGGGGAGCCAGGCAGGAGCCCCCAAGCCGCCCCCCUCGGGCCCCGCCGCGGCGCCGCGCUGCACGGGCUUCGGCAUCCAGGAGAUCCUGGGCUUGAACAAGGAGCCCUCGCAGGCGCUUCCUCCCGUCCCUUCUCCUCAGCACCAGCACCAGCACCAGGCCGCUCUGCUGCCGCCCCAAUCCCGCGGCGCCCUGGACGCCUUGCCAGCGGGGCACCUGCUCUCGGCGCGGGCGGUGGGCGGCGUGGGCCUGGGCCUGCUCAGCGCCGCCGGGGGCCUCCCGGGCUUCUACGCGCAGCCCACCUUCCUCGAGGUCUUGGCCGACCCGCCCGGGGUCCACCUGCAGCCCCUGGGGAGGGGGCCGGCCCCCAGGAUGGACGCCGGACAGACCGCCAGCUCAGAUUCCGAAGAUGUCUCCUCCAGCGACCGGAAAAUGUCCAAAUCCUCCUUAAACCAGAGCAAGAAGCGGAAGAAGAGGCGGCAUAGGACAAUCUUCACAUCUUAUCAACUGGAGGAACUGGAAAAAGCCUUCAAUGAGGCCCAUUAUCCUGAUGUAUACGCAAGGGAGAUGCUGGCUAUGAAAACAGAACUUCCUGAAGAUAGGAUACAGGUUUGGUUCCAGAAUCGAAGGGCCAAAUGGCGGAAGAGGGAGAAAUGCUGGGGCAGGAGCAGUGUAAUGGCAGAAUAUGGGCUUUAUGGUGCAAUGGUACGUCACUCCAUCCCACUGCCAGAAUCCAUCCUCAAAUCAGCCAAGGAUGGCAUAAUGGAAUCCUGCGCUCCUUGGCUGUUGGUUCAAGAUGGCUUUCCCAUGCCCAGGCGCUUUUCUAAACCCGAAUACCAACAAUUCUUUUUAGGGAUGCACAAAAAAUCUCUGGAGGCAGCGGCUGAGGCGGGAAGGAAGCCGGAGGUGGAGCGCCAGGCCCUGCCCAAACUUGACAAGAGUGACAAGGAAGAAAGGGGCCCAGAUUCCAAAACCACCAUUUCCCAAGAGGAACUGAGAGAGAACAGCAUUGCGGCCCUCAGGGCCAAAGCUCAGGAGCAUAGCACCAAAGUCCUGGGGACCAUCCCUGCAGAUCCUCCUAAUCCGCCCAGGAAGCCCGAGAACGAAGAAGCGGUAACCACAGUGGAGGACGAACGGCAAUUGGAAAAAUCAGAUUUAUCACAAGAGGAAGAGAAGCUGGUUUAGAAUGAGGAGGAAGAUGGGAAACAGCUGUCUCCUCAAAGACCAACGCCUCCAGGAGCUCUGCCUUUUCUCAGACUACUGGGUCUCUCCUGCAGUCCCUUCACAGCAGGCGGGAAGCCUCACUUGGUCUCUGUACAUUUCAGGAUGCCACAGGCUAAGACCAUGUUCUGCUGGGUAUGUCUAGAGACUGGUUACCCCUCUAAAGCAUAUUGUUCCUGCAAUCCGUGUCCUCAGGAACACUGUGGCUCUGCUGCCUUCCUUUGUGUAAAAUGGGGAGAGGGCAAGGGGGCUAUAUACGAUCACAAUCUUAGUUCAAGAGGAAAACGCAGCUUGCUAGGACUUUUUCCUCAACACCAGCCACCACACCAAUGCCAUGUCCUUCCUUUCUUCCCCUAUCAUUCAGUCUCUGUUGCCCCAUUCUCAGAGUAUCUUCUGUAAUCUCAUUGUAUUUCAUGGUCAGAAUCAACCUCUUUCUCCUUCUCUCUGUCAGGUUCUUAGCUUUCCCAGGGAAGAAUGACCCCUUUUUCAUAUUUAUACAUUAAUUUAUGUAAAUAUAUGUGUGUUUUAAACUGCUCAUUGCCUAGCAUUGAAGCUUGUUUAAAAAGAAAGUCAUUCCCCUCUUCCUAACGUCAGGCCAAAUCUAAAACCGGCCAGGUGACAACCCUACCUCAUAGUGGGCCUCGCCUUCAUGGCAAUAUCAAAAUUGUUGUUGAUGAAAGAGGCCCAGACACCCUUUUAGUGCAAUGUGAAUUUCCCUUGCAGAAGAAUUGGCUCAUUUGUGCCAUCCAGAUUGUACUAGCCCAAAAUACUCAGGUAGCAUUGCUAUCCCCCACUCCACUUGGCCAAUAUCACUUUAGGGGGAAAUCUAUUGAAACAAUUAGUUAUUCCAUUGUACUGAUCUAAAUUUUCCACGUUUCUUUCCUGAGAGAGCACUGAAAUAGGAAAGGAGUGCUUAAUUACUAAAACAAAUGUGUCAAGGCACUUUGGAUGUCAUAUUGUCUGACAUUGGAGUUUUGCUCCUUCCUCCCAAAUUUGGACAUAUAGGAUCUGCAUGGCUUGUUGACACAUGUCAAGGGAAAUGCAUUGUCCACGCACUAUGUAACUUAUCAUAUCCCAUGGGUUUAUACUCAGCAUUGAGAACCUUGUCCCAGUUUAAGGCUGGGCUUGUGCUCUGCAAUCUUGUAAGUAACAUCAUGGUUCGCAAAUAGAAGUCAAGAAAUAGCCACAUUUUGAGGGUGGGAGUGUGUUUGGAACCGCAUUUGACUCUCAAAUGAAUGUGUGAACUGGUAUCAUAGAGAUGCCUCAUGCUUCAGAUUAUAUGGAAGUCUUCCCAAUGGAGUUAUUAAAAGGUCCACAUUACUGAUGCUUGCUUGCAAAUGAUAACGAUAGAUUGCAAAACAAUCUAUGUAGGACAAGCUGUUUGCGUGCACUUCACCUAUCUCUAUCACGUGCAGUUAAAUAUUAGUUGAAUACCAGUAACAAAGCUGUUCAAUGCCACUAACAUGAAGUAAAGCACUUACUGACAACUCCAAAUCCCAAAAACAAAUCUUCACAUAGCCAAUGACUUUCAAAAACAUUAAUAUGAUGCACUGUCAUAAAAAAUUCACUUACUUCCAUUGUAACAUUCUCUUCUAUGAAGGCCCACAUAUUCUUUCCUAUUUUAAUUUGCAACAAAGAUUUUUUUAACCUGAAGUUGCUGUUUUAUUUGUUUAUGAUUAAAUCUUUCCUUCCCACACAAUCCUUAUCUAUGUCCCCCCGUUAUUUGGUGUGUUAGAUUAUAGACCAUGAUAUGUAAAUAAUGUACAUAUGGUGAGAAAAGUUGGUAUUUGAGGUGUUUAAGAUACAAAAUUGUAACAAUUAGUCAUUUGAAACCUGUGAUUUUUUUGGUGCCAUUUUCUGUAAAGAUAUAAAUCAGAAUAAAACUGAACUAAAGAUUGACAAA
This is a messenger RNA of Anolis carolinensis (green anole), 3281 nucleotides long. It is a transcript of the gene vsx2, whose product is annotated as visual system homeobox 2. Gene Ontology annotation, biological process: regulation of transcription by RNA polymerase II. The record is from RefSeq and is a predicted model, not a curated record. Gene Ontology annotation, cellular component: nucleus. Gene Ontology annotation, molecular function: DNA-binding transcription factor activity, RNA polymerase II-specific; sequence-specific double-stranded DNA binding. The transcript has 5 exons. Bases 59 to 1342 code for a protein of 427 amino acids. Lineage: Eukaryota; Metazoa; Chordata; Lepidosauria; Squamata; Anolidae.